Musa acuminata AAA Group (dessert banana) is the source of this 2332-nucleotide messenger RNA. Its product is annotated as H/ACA ribonucleoprotein complex subunit 4-like. Bases 56 to 1996 code for a protein of 646 amino acids. Gene Ontology annotation, cellular component: box H/ACA snoRNP complex. NCBI's taxonomy places the organism in Eukaryota, Viridiplantae, Streptophyta, Magnoliopsida, Zingiberales, Musaceae. The record is from RefSeq and is a predicted model, not a curated record. Gene Ontology annotation, biological process: mRNA pseudouridine synthesis; box H/ACA sno(s)RNA 3'-end processing; snRNA pseudouridine synthesis. The transcript is spliced from 2 exons. Gene Ontology annotation, molecular function: RNA binding; pseudouridine synthase activity.
UCACCGUUGCACGAGUUCAAACCCUAAUCCUAAACCCCUCCCCUCCCUCGCCGCUAUGACCUCGCCACCGCCGCCGGGCGAGAUCGCCUCCUCGCAUCCCACUACCACCGAGAAGAAGAAGACGAAAAGCAAGGAGGACAAGAGGUCCGCCGCCAACGGCGGCGUGGACCAGUCGUUUCCCCUCUCUGCCGGUGGAGGAGACCAGGAGAAGGAUUACUUCAUCAAGCCUCAAUCUUUUACUCCGGCCGUCGACACCUCUGACUGGCCAAUCCUUCUCAAGAACUACCACCGCCUCAACGUCCGUACCGGCCACUACACGCCACUGCCCGCCGGACACUCCCCGCUGAAACGGCCCCUCGCAGAGUACCUCCGCUAUGGCGUCCUCAACCUCGACAAGCCCUCCAACCCUUCGUCCCAUGAGGUCGUCGCCUGGAUCAAGCGCAUCUUCCGCGCGGAGAAGACCGGCCAUAGCGGCACCCUCGACCCCAAGGUCACCGGCAACCUCAUCGUCUGCAUUGACCGCGCCACCCGCCUUGUCAAGUCCCAGCAGGGCGCCGGCAAGGAGUACGUUUGCGUCGCUCGCCUCCACUCUGCUGUACCUGACGUCGCCAAGGUCGCCCGCGCCCUCGAGACCCUCACUGGCGCAGUCUUUCAACGGCCCCCGCUCAUCUCCGCUGUCAAGCGCGAGCUCCGCAUCCGGACCAUCUACGAGAGCAAGCUACUGGAGUACGACCCCGACCGGCACCUGGUCGUCUUCUGGAUCUCCUGUCAGGCCGGGACCUAUGUACGUACUCUUUGCGUCCACCUCGGGCUGAUCCUUGGGGUCGGAGGGCACAUGCAGGAGCUGCGGCGGGUGCGCUCGGGGAUCCUCGGCGAGAAGGAUAAUAUGGUGACCAUGCAUGAUGUGUUGGACGCCCAGUGGACGUAUGACAAUUUCCAGGACGAGAGCUACUUGAGGCGAGUGGUCAUGCCAUUGGAGGUGCUGCUGACCAGCUACAAGAGGCUGGUUGUCAAGGACUCUGCAGUGAAUGCUAUUUGCUAUGGAGCCAAGCUGAUGAUUCCUGGACUUCUGAGAUUCGAGAAUGAUAUUGAGGUUGGGGAGGAAGUAGUGCUGAUGACCACCAAAGGUGAGGCGAUUGCUCUCGGGAUUGCUGAAAUGACAACCGCGGUUAUGGCAACUUGUGAUCAUGGAUCGGUAGCAAAGAUAAAGAGAGUGGUGAUGGAUCGGGAUACCUACCCCAGGAAGUGGGGUCUGGGGCCGAGAGCACUGAUGAAGAAGAAGAUGAUCACGGAAGGCCUGCUGGAUAAGCAUGGGAAGCCGAAUGAAAAGACACCAUCUGAGUGGCUCAGGAAUGUGGUGCUUCCAACAGGAGGGGAUUCAAUGGUUGCCAGCCUUGCUGCAGCACCAGAGCCUGCGAUGGUGCAGAAGGAAGACAUAGUGAUUGAAGAAGUGAAAGAGGAUAAGAAGAAGAAGAAGAAGAAACACAAAGACAGGGAUGAUAAAGAUGAUGAUGGUGAAGGGCGGAAGCAUAAGUUGGAGGAUGCUGGAGAACUGCCUGCUUCUAAGAAGGUAAAAGUAGAGGAAAUUCAAGAAUCUGUACUGGAAACUGAACCAAAGAAGCUGAAGAAGGUGAAGGACGAGGUUGUGGAAGCACUGGAGGAGGAGAAAAGCGAGAAGAAGAAAAAGAAGAAGAAGAAGAAGAAGAAGAAGAAGAAGAAGGAUAAAGAGAGAGAAGAAGAAGAAUUAGCUGAUGAGGAGAACAUUGCAAAUGAAAGAAAGAAGGAAAAGAAACAUAAAAGUAAAGCUGGUUCUUCUGAUGAAGAGAAGUUAACAGAGGACAAAGAGAAACAGAAGAAGAAGAAUAAGAAGAAGAAGAAUGAAGAGGACAAACUUGGUGAAGAAACUGGCAGCUUAACUGGCAACAAUGAAGAGGAAGAGAAAAGUGAGAAGUUGAAAAAGAAAAAGAACCGAAAUGCAGAAGAAACAGCGGCAUGAGCAAGCAGAGGGUAUCAUUUUGGGGAUGCACUGUAGAGCAGUUCAGUUGAACUGCCUAUGGAUGAUGAUUGCAAACAUGAACAUCGAUCCGGCAUGGGAGUCAUUGAUGAUAUGGUGUUUGGGCCUUGACGAGGAAGAUGUGCAUGAAGAAUAGUAAUUUUUGAAAAAUAUCCAGAUGUGCAUGAAGAAAUUGAGAAGUAAUUUUAUCUUCUGUGGGCAAAAUAAUUACAGGGAGGUGGGGUUGACUUAAUGUCCUUUUAAAGAGAUUAGUUUUAUGUUACAAAUUAUAGUCAUGCCAAAUAAUAUAAUAGCAGCAUCUAACAAAACAUUUUGUGA